GUUCCUGGAAAGACGAGCGCUCCGUCAACAAGGAAAACUAGGAAAGGAAACAAUGUAAAACGAAAAAACUCAGUGCCCAGACCCUAGACUGGUAAAGAGUACACACUGAUAAACUGCCAGGUCGUGCAUUUAGAGGGCAGCUCGUGACAUAUUGUGGAUUGUUUGUUUAAUAUAUCCCUGAAAAUAUCAUACAUCAUGCAGGAUACCAAACAAGUGCUCCAGAUCUUUCGUUGCGCUGUGUGGCUCAAGGCUUCAGUUUGAAUUGCUGAGGACAUGAACUGUUUAACCAGUGCAGGAGUUAGGCUGCAGAAGAUCUUCUGAAAAGGCUAUUUCAAGGGUUAGACCUCUGGGGAUUUCAAGAACGCACUUAGGCUCGUAAAGACUUUGGAUGGGAUACAUACAGCUAGGUGUCUAAAACAGAUUGAGAACCAUCGGAUGCCCAAAUCCUCCGGUGUACCAUUGCCUUCAGGCCCAAUGAUCAUUCCGACCAGUGCCCCCGACAAAUCCCUCAAUGCAGUCUGGCUAAAGGACAACGAGCUGGAGCCACGUCGAAUUGAGUCAAGAGAGGAUGCCGCACGGUUGCAAAGAGCCAUGUCUCACCUUCAGGAGUCAGGCUGGUACUGGGGCCCCCUGACAGCUGCUCAGGCUAAGCAGGUUCUGAUUGAUGCUCCAGAGGGGACUUUCCUUUUGCGGGACAGCUCCUACCAGGGCUACCUCUUCACCCUGUCUGUGAAGACCAGCCUUGGCCCCACACACCUCCGUAUAGAGCACGCCACUGGCAUGUUUGGCUUCGACUCUGUAAUUGUGGCACGGCCACGACUGCGGCGGUUUGAGGGUGCUGUAGAUCUGGUGCAGCACUAUGCCCUGACUUACAAGCAUCUGGCCACUCAAAAUGACACAGGGGGGGGUAACCCUUCGGUCCCUACAGAGAAAACUCUGCAGCUCAAACUCACCCGGCCCCUCCAUAAAGUUUCCCCUAGUCUCCAGCACCUUUGCCGCAUCACUAUCAACCAGCAUUCUCGCUGUCACCAGGACUUACCCUUGCCUAGGCGGCUACGGGACUUUUUGCUGGAAUACCCUUUUGUGUUGUAGGAAAUGUUAAUCAGAUUUGAUACUCCUGAAUUGUACUGUUAAAUCUGACAAUUUCGAUCAAUGUCCUAAUAUAGUGCUGAAACCCCCCCCCCCCCCCCCCCCCCACUCCAUACUCAUUUAAUUUGUGGCCUUAAUUGAGCCUAAAAAGGCAGGGAAUGAGAUGGAAGAGAAAGGUUAAUGGGACUGACACAAAGGGCAGUACAGACACCAGAGAAGGACUAGCCUUAACUGUCACAUCCAGACCGUGUCACAGUCUGAGCGGUGUCACAGUCUCCAGGAGCCAAUUAGAGCUGGGGCUUCAUCCAAAAUGGCACUCUAUUCCAGUAUAUAUACAGUACAAGCUGGUUCCUAGAUUACAGAAUGUACCUACUUGGGGUAUAUUAUUAUUUCCUGAAAUAUCCCACCUUAUGUUAGUUAAACUAAAUCAACAAUUGAGAGUACUGAAAUGGAAUGCUGAAAAAAUAACAUACAAAAGAAAAUAGAUAAGAGCUUUGUUAUUGCUUUAUAAACGGUAUUGAAGAAAGAUUAUUGCAUUAGAAAUGGACCACAUUAAUUAAAAACACAAUACACUAUUUCACCUCAUACCAUGGCUUUUAUUGUGGGGGAUUUUUGAUUAAUAUGAAUCAUAAAGAUUUCCGGACCAUAGUCUUGCUGCAAAAGUGGCUGAUCUGAGUGUCCUAUUCAUUCCUAUUUUUUCUGAAUCCUGGAGUGUAACUUGGUCAUUAUCAAGGUUGUGUAGUUUCAGCUGAUCUCACUAACGUUUUUUUUUUUUAAAGACUGUCAUUGUGGUAAUCAAUUUCAGGUCCAACUUAGGUUUCCUUAUAGAUCUUUGAGAUGCUGAAAUAACCAUCUCUUGAACUGAGGAAUAACACAAUAACAAACAGCAAAAUGCUGCUUGUGAAGCUUCCUCAUAUCCUUCAACACUGCCUUAUGUGUAAAUGAGUGUGCUUUCUAUCAUGGUUUAUUUGCGACCAUUUUGCAGAGCUAUUUGGAUUUGACAUUGAUCUGUUUUCAUGUGUGACAGUAGCCAAACUCCAUUAAUAUUGUUGUUCUUUUUUAUGAUGAUCACUGAUCUAUGUCUCAAGGUCGGGGGAAUUGGCCAAUUGAAACAAUAUAAGAAUGCAAUGCGAGAGAGUGUGGCAUGUUUUCUCUUUUUUUGUGGUUAUACUUUGGUUAAGUUGUUUAACAGGGAGCAUUAAAAUCUUGUAUUGGUAAAAAAAAUAAUUACUGUCUCUGUUUGUUUAUAAUUUUGGACUUGAGGGAAUAUGAUUAAAUAUAGAAUUGUUGUUUUUAGUCAUUAGACUGAAUACGUUCCAGAACAUAUUAGUUACUAUAAGCCUCCUAUGGGAGGCUACAAUAAACCCAAAUGAACCUAGAAGAUAUGCUAAAUUAAUGGACCAUUAUUUGUGUUUCCAUGAAAUGUUCUGCUUUUUAAAUGUGAAAAUCAAGUAUAAGCCUCAUCUAUUUAUUUUGCCACAGAGCAAUUACAUGUUUUUAGAUAAACCAUUUUGUAAUAAAAAUGUGAUCUUUUAUAACUGCC
This is a messenger RNA of Oncorhynchus mykiss (rainbow trout), 2632 nucleotides long. RefSeq names its product suppressor of cytokine signaling 2. Gene Ontology annotation, cellular component: phosphatidylinositol 3-kinase complex. Gene Ontology annotation, biological process: phosphatidylinositol phosphate biosynthetic process; intracellular signal transduction. Gene Ontology annotation, molecular function: 1-phosphatidylinositol-3-kinase regulator activity. Lineage: Eukaryota; Metazoa; Chordata; Actinopteri; Salmoniformes; Salmonidae. The record is from RefSeq and is a predicted model, not a curated record.